Messenger RNA from Bursaphelenchus xylophilus (pine wood nematode), 7374 nucleotides. NCBI's taxonomy places the organism in Eukaryota, Metazoa, Nematoda, Chromadorea, Rhabditida, Aphelenchoididae. The record is from the annotation of a GenBank genome assembly.
AUGAGUGCUCGGCAUUCGGUUGUCUCGUUGAUCUCUCAGACCGCAGAGGAUCCGUCCUUUCCCCAAGUUGAGACCAAAUUAGUUGAGGAUGAGGGAAUAAUGACAUUGCCUUCCUUGAGCUCCAAAGAUGAUGAUGGGCUUUCUGAUUCGAGCGAUGAGGUCGAGAGGAUGGCCAUGAAGACUCUCGCUCACUUUCCUGAGGUUGUGAGUGUAACAGAUCAUAUUUUGACGGUCUUAUUUAGCGAAUGGGGGAAUCUAGCGGCUCUGGACGUGUUGUGCAACCUGAUUUUCUAAUUUCCCCAGGCAAGACGGGAAAGAUUGAUGAGAAAUCCGAAGUGAAAACAGAGAAUAAAACGGAAAACGGUAUUUAUUUGCUAUUAUUUGAGCCGAAAGGAGAGAAGGCCUCCUAAAAGCAAACGCGCCCUGUGCAGCUUUGUCCGAGUGGUUAAGGAGUCAGACUCGAAAUCUGAUGGGCUCUGCCCGCGCAGGUUCGAAUCCUGCAGGCUGCGAUUUCAUUUUUUUCAAAUUACUGAUAAGUAUUUUUUGCAGCGAACAUCCAGAACGAGUUUGGAAUAUGUGGAUGGAUUUUGACUGGGCUAUCCUAUAUUUUGAUAUUUUUUACCAUGCCUAUUUCGUUAUGUAUGUGUAUAAAAGUGGUCCAGGAAUACGAGAGGGCAGUCAUUUUUCGGCUUGGUCGAUUAAUGCCCGGAGGCGCUAAAGGACCAGGUAGAUUUAAAAAAAUCUUUCAUAUCAGUGACAAAUAAUAAAAUAACUUUUUCAGGCAUUUUCUUUAUUGUUCCAUGUAUUGACACAUAUCGCAAGGUUGAUCUAAGGGUUCUAUCGUUCGAAGUUCCGCCUCAAGAAGUAAGUGCCUCUUAACCCUUUCCGGACGAGUCGGCACGUAUAUAUUAAAAUGAAAGAGGGUACCCUACUGAGUAACGGCAUAAUAGUGGUUCAGCCCAUCGAAGCGUUAUUUGGGACUUAUGACAAAAAAUGUCCUAAAAAGUACCCCUACUUGACAUAUCACUUUUAAAAUUUUUGCGACAAGCUGUAAAACGGAAACUACUCAUAAAUUAAAGUCGAGGAGUCUUAGUAUUGUUACAUCCAAGAACUGUCCAAAUCGGAGCACCAUAGGAUUUGUUAUCGAUUUUUGGAAAUUGAAUUUUUAAUUUUGGUCAAUUUUGGACCUAAAAUCAAGUAUAUCUUCCGCCGGAAUCAACCAUUUCGGUCCAAACGUGGUUUUUCCGAAUCUAUUGUGAUCCUACCUUCUUACUAGAACAUUUCCACAAAAAACCUAUGAGGCAUAUUUCUGUAAAACGCGGAAAUGUUGAAAGUGUAAAGGUUUGAUCGUAUAAAAUGUCGCCGCGAGCCGCGGAGGGACGGGCGCAGCUCGAAACGAGAAAAUAUUUUAAAAUUUUUCCAGAAGUUUGAUUUUAGCGUGAAACCAAAUUAAACUCGAUUGAAAUUGCCUGAAAACAGAGUAAAAAUAUAAAAAUGGCAUUUAGGUAAUGUUUGCGUGCUAUUUCUGCCUGUAUUUCGUGUUGAAAUCAGCUUUUCGACACCAAAAUAAUAUUUCUUGAAGAAAAAAUUAUUAUUUUCUCGUUUCGAGCUGCGCCCGUCCCUUCGCGGCUCGCGGCGACAUUUUAUACGAUCAAACCUUUACACUUUCAACAUUUCCGCGUUUUACAGAAAUAUGCCUCAUAGGUUUUUUGUGGAAAUGUUCUAGUAAGAAGGUAGGAUCACAAUAGAUUCGGAAAAACCACGUUUGGACCGAAAUGGUUGAUACCGGCGGAAGAUAUACUUGAUUUUAGGCCCAAAAUUGACCAAAAUUAAAAAUUCAAUUUCCAAAAAUCGAUAACAAAUCCUAUAGUGCUCCGAUUUGGACAGUUCUUGGAUGUAACAAUACUAGGACUCCUCGACUUUAAUUUAGGGGUAGUUUCCGAUUUACAGCUUGUCGCAAAAAUUUUAAAAGUGAUAUGUCAAGUGGGGGUACUUUUAAGGACAUUUUUUGUCAUAAGUCCCAAAUAACGCUUCGAUGGGCUGAACCACUAUUAUGCCGUUACUCAGUAGGGUACCCUCUUUCAUUUUAAUAUAUACGUGCCGACUCGUCCGGAAAGGGUUAAAAGACGAUUUUUGGCUCGCUGCGUCAGCGGUGGACAUAGGAAAAAAUCGAUUUUGAGUUUUAUGCAUAAAAAUGACCAUUGACAUGUGCUAAAGAAAAGCGAACAACAGUUUUUCUCAAUUCUGCCCGGAAGGCAUAAAUUUGCUUAAAUUUGUCUUUUUUGGAAUUUUCGACCUGGUGACGUCAUAGAAAGAGCAAAUCACCCAAAAUUUUGCUUGGAUACGUUUUCGACCUUUGGGAAUUCAUUUCUUUGAAAAUUAAUUCUCUCAGAUUACUGUAACAUAGGCAUAUUGUAAUCCGGUCGAUAAAAAUCGACCGUAACUCCUUCGUAUCAAAAAUCCCACAGGAUUUUAUUUCAGAUUCGGAAUCAGCAUAAAAUUCUGCAUAUUAUACACAUAAUGUGAGGUCAUAACUCCAGGGGAGAUCGCGUAGUAUAUUGGAUUUUGGCAAAAAUUACGUUUGAAAGGUCGCGGGUUCGAUCCCCGCUUGGUGCAAAUAUUGAAAACACGGCGGAAAUCGCGUUUAAUGAACACCUAAGGGUCAUGUGAGAUACACUAAGCAAUUUUAAACAUUAAUGCAUAUCUAAUUGCGAUUAAAACUGAUUUUAUAUAAUUUUUGGAGACUGAAUAUGCAAAAAAUCAAACUGCUUCAAACCGGUUGAAAUUGACAACACUUAUUCUAGGGUCAAUUCUAAGAAACUUUUCCGUUAACUUUUUAUGGUAGAUUACCGUACCAUGGAUUACUGUAGCGUUAAACGUGUCCUGAUUAACAGCAAUUUUCUAAAAAAUUCUUGCAUAAAAUAUUAAAUCAUUUUAAUUAGUGGCUUUAGACAGCGAAAGGAUCCACUUUCUAUGUAUGAAAGAAAAUUCGCCCUUAAUUGCAACGCGUCUUGAUGUCAUAAUAAAUUGGUGAAAGUGCGUCAAAUAACUCGGCCGUUCCAAACGGUACAGCCAUAAAAAUUUUUUUGUGCACAAGAAAACUCUUUCUUAACCAUCCUGAACACAAUGACGACAAUCCGACUUCUAUGCGCCAUGUGGUAUACGAAAAACCAAAUCAGGUUUAAUGUUACAGUAAUCCACGGUACGGUGAUCUACCAAAAAAAGUUAACGGAAAAGUUUCUUCGAAUUGACCCUAGAAUAAGUGUUGUCAAUUUCAAGCGGUUUGAAGCAGUUUCAUUUCUUGCAUAUUCAGUCUCCAAAAAUUAUAUAAAAUCAGUUUUAAUCGCAAUUAGACAUGCAUUAAUGUUUAAAAUGCUUAGUGUAUCUCACAUGACCCUUAGGUGUUCAUUAAACGCGAUUUCCGCCGUGUUUUCAAUAUUUGCACCAAGCGGGGAUCGAACCCGCGACCUUUCAAACGUAAUUUUUGCCAAAAUCCAAUAUACUACGCGAUCUCCCCUGGAGUUAUGACCUCACAUUAUGUGUAUAAUAUGCAGAAUUUUAUGCUGAUUCCGAAUCUGAAAUAAAAUCCUGUGGGAUUUUUGAUACGAAGGAGUUACGGUCGAUUUUUAUCGACCGGAUUACAAUAUGCCUAUGUUACAGUAAUCUGAGAGAAUUAAUUUUCAAAGAAAUGAAUUCCCAAAGGUCGAAAACGUAUCUAAGCAAAAUUUUGGGUGAUUUGCUCUUUCUAUGACGUCACCAGGUCGAAAAUUCCAAAAAAGACAAAUUUAAGCAAAUUUAUGCCUUCCGGGCAGAAUUGAGAAAAACUGUUGUUUGCUUUUCUUCAGCACAUGUCAAUGGUCAUUUUUAUGCAAAAAACUCAAAAUCGAUUUUUUCCUAUGUCCCGGGUCCAUUACGGGCUGACGCAGCGAGCCAAAAAUCGUCUUUUAAAAGGAACUGGGACGAUUGGGGAAAAAGACGAUUGGGGAAAGGGACGAUUGGGGAAAAAGACGAUUGGGGAAAAGUACGAUUGGGGAAACCGAAAAGUAUUAUUUUUCUUCGAUGCAAAUGUCGAAAUUAGGAUAAUCGAGGGUGCUCAUUUCGAAAAUGACAUUCUUUUUUUUUUGAUUCUUACUUUUUUCUUAAGUAGUACUGUAAAGUAGUAAUUUUUGAUUUUUUUUCAUAAAUACUCGAUUUAAGGGUUUUCGAGGGUGCUGAUUUCGAAUAUCGGGUUUAUUUUUUCUGAACAUUACUAGUGUUCCUUAAGUAGUACUGUUAAGUACUAAUUUUUUAAAAAUUUUCGAAAAAUACUGGAUUUAGGGGAUUUCGAAGGUGCUGGUUUCGAAAAUCAUGUUCAUUUUUCCUCUAGUACUAUAUAGUACUAUUCUGAUACUAUAUAGUACGAGGUCAAAAUAUGGCUUUUGACGUUAAUGGUGUCGUUUUGAUGCUUAGUACUCUUCAAAAACACGUUUUAAAGACUUGGUGCUAUAUAGUACUACCUGAUACUAUGUAGUACGAGGUGUAAAGUUGGCCUUUAGGCGUUCGUGGUGUUGUUCUGGUGCUUAGUACGCCUAUUUUUACUUCGUACUACAUAGUAUCAGACAGUACUAUAUAGCACCAAGUUUUUAAAACGUGUUUUUGAAGAGUACUAAGCAUCAAAACAACACCAUUAACGUCAAAAGCCAUAUUUUCACUUCGUACUAUAUAGUAUCAGAACAGUACUAUAUAGCACCAAGUCUUUAAAACGUGUUUUUGAAGAGUACUAAGCAUCAAAACAACACCAUUAACGUCAAAAGCCAUAUUUUCACUUCGUACUAUAUAGUAUCAGAACAGUACUAUGUAGUACUAGAGGAAAAAUAAACCCGAUAUUCGAAAUCAGCACCCUCGAAAACCCUUAUAUCGAGUAUUUAUGAAAAAAAAUCAAAAAUUACUACUUCACUUUACAGUACUACUUAAGAAAAAAAGUAAGAAUCAAAAAAAAGAAUGUCAUUUUCGAAAUGAGCACCCUCGAUUAUCCUAAUUUCGACAUUUGCAUCGAAGAAAAAUAAUACUUUUCGGUUUCCCCAAUCGUACUUUUCCCCAAUCGUCUUUUUCCCCAAUCGUCCAACUCCGCUCUUAAAAGCCACAUUUCCAACUGCAAUGAUAUUCUCCCUGACUGUUUAGAUUUUAUCAAAAGACUCAGUGACAGUAGCAGUAGACGCCGUUGUAUACUUCCGUAUCUCAAAUGCCACUAUAUCCGUGACAAAUGUCGAGGACGCUAGCCGAUCCACGAAACUACUGGCUCAAACCACGCUAAGAAAUAUACUGGGUACGAAGACGUUAGCAGAGAUGUUAUCGGAUCGGGAAGCGAUCUCUCUUCAGAUCCAGGCAACUCUCGAUGAUGCCACUGAACCUUGGGGAGUGAAGGUGGAAAGAGUGGAGGUUAAGGAUAUCAGACUGCCAGUCCAGUUACAACGGGCAAUGGCAGCUGAAGCCGAAGCGGCCAGAGAAGCCAGAGCAAAGGCAAGCCCCUUAUUCUCAUUGAUAUUACGCAUUAAAUCCUUUUACUGACUUUAAAAUUUACAGGUAAUAGUAGCCGAAGGAGAACAGAAGGCAUCUAAAGCGUUGAAAGAAGCCGCUGAAGUGAUAGCGGAGUCCCCUUCUGCGUUACAACUCAGAUACCUCCAGACCUUGAACUCAAUCAGGUAUAUUGAUCUUGAGGAUUACUGUAUUUUAGUGCGGAGAAAAACUCGACAAUCAUAUUUCCACUGCCAAUCGAUCUGCUCAGCUCUUUCCUCCAUCGUCCAGCCCCGAAGACGUGAGUUCCCUAAACGCUUUUAUUAGGCGGGCCAAGGGUCUUGACAUUUUUCGCAAUGUGCAGGCUUAUGCGGCGGCAUUGCGACGUGGCGGCGCGCAACGAAAAGUCAGCACGGUGCAAAAACAAGAUAAAAACACCUCACUGUCCAAAUGAAAAAAGUUGCGAUGUUUAAAGAAACAAGCACUCCUCUCAUAUACUAGAAAAACGGGUUACUGCCCUUUCGGGGUGGGCCCUUUCGGUGUCAAGGCAAAUACUGGUGUUUUUGGGUCCCGGGCAUAAAUAAUUAUUUUUUUUUAAACUACUGAUUAAUUUUAUGACGUAAUCUUGUAAAAUUUUUGAAAAAAUGAUAAAACAAAUUCGUUUUAAAAAUUCCUGUCUCUUUAAUUUUGAAAAAAAACCCAAAAAAUGAAUGUGAUUUUCGAAACCCCACGAGUCAGUCUGUUUCCAAAGCUCUAAAAAAUAUUUUGAAUAUUCAAUAAUCAGAAUAAAAAAUGUAAGAAAAAAUGAUUGUGAUUUUCGGAUUAAAUGUGCCGAACUACCUCAGAAUCUACAUUUUUCAACCAUAACUAUUUUUUUCAAAAAUUUUACGAGAUUACGUCAUAAAAUUAAUCAGUAGUUAAUAUAAGGAUGGUGACAUACAAAUCAAAUCGGUUUUCGUGGCCAGAAACCGCGAUUUCUUGUCUGUUAGGGCUCUAGACAAGAAAUGCGUAAUUCUUGUCUGAAAUUGCGUAACAUUGCGCAAAUUUCUGCUCUCUCCCCGUGGAGAUUUUUUUCUUUUUUUCUCUGCUCAGACAAGAAUUGCGCAUUUCUUGUCUAGAAGCCUAACAGACAAGAAAUGACGGUUUCUGGCCACGAAACCCGAUUUGAUUUGUAUGUCACCAUCCUUAUAUAAUUGUUUAUGCUCCAGGACCGGGGGACCCCAGUAUUUGCCUUGAACCCGAAAGGGCCUGUUUCCUAAAAGAACAAAUGUAUAAAAGAUGUAUCAGUCUGUCGGGAAAAUACGGCGGGUCGUCGCGCCACGAAAUCGCUCAUCAUCACUUUGCGACGGCUGCCGAAGCUAGAGUUUGGUGCGCGUCUGCACCUUUUUCCGACGAGGUGAGACAUUUUGCUGCGACGACCCGCCGUUAUUUUCCCGACAGACUAAUACAUGUCUUUGCUUUAUGAAUCACCGAUAUCAUGUACAAUAUAAUCAGAUUUUCUAUCCAGAGUGCCUUCCUACUGCGUGAAGUGAGAGAAAAGUACACUGCUAGACGUUUCCAAAAAAAAAAAAAAAAUAGUUGUAAAAGGUACAGUGCAGUUUGAUUCGCGCGACAUAAGUUGCUUUCUCCCUUCCCAGCGAACUCCAUUUCGCAUUGUGUGGGCCGGAGUGCACUCUGAAUUUUACUUGUCGCUGAUCGAAAAGUCGCGACAAGGUUUUUGUGCGUCGAUGCACUGUGCAGACAUGCCAAGACUCUUUGGCCCGCUUAGUAGUAGACUAAACGGCUCUAUAAUGCUGUUGUCAUCAUAUAAGUCAUAACUAAAUAUUGUAAUGUCGCUUUCAUUUGCGUGGUUCUAGUGAUGGUAAAACGCACGUUGCUUGA